Biomphalaria glabrata is the source of this 3664-nucleotide messenger RNA. Its product is annotated as carnitine O-palmitoyltransferase 2, mitochondrial-like. NCBI's taxonomy places the organism in Eukaryota, Metazoa, Mollusca, Gastropoda, Planorbidae. The transcript is spliced from 15 exons. Gene Ontology annotation, biological process: fatty acid beta-oxidation. Gene Ontology annotation, cellular component: mitochondrion. The record is from RefSeq and is a predicted model, not a curated record. The coding region runs from base 683 to 2743 and encodes 686 amino acids. Gene Ontology annotation, molecular function: carnitine O-palmitoyltransferase activity.
CCAAAUUUAGAUCUAGACUCCCUAAAUCUAGGUCUAGAUCUCACUGAUCAAAGUCCGUAAACUCGGAUAAAUCAUUUCAACUUAGGACUUAGAUCUGUCUCUUGAGUCUAGAUCUAUAAUCUAUAUCUAGAUCUACAUUGACUACAUCUAUGAUCUAGUGACCUAGCCUAGUCUUAUCUCUAGACAGUCUAGAUACUAGAUCUAGAGUCUAGUAGUAGAUUAGUAUAUUACUAAUUACUAAUAUUAGUAGAUAGAAUCUACUAGUCACUAGUCUAGAUUCUAGAUCUAGAUUUAAAUUCUAGAUCUAGUCAAUUCUAGUCUAUAGUGCUAUAGAUCUAGAAGUCUAGAUUAGAUCUUAAGUCUUAAUAUUAUCAAAUCUCUUGACUUUGACUAUUAGAUCAGUAUCAGUUUGAGUUUAUCAGUGUCACUUGUCAGUGACUUGUCACUAGAGUUAGACUCUAUCAGUAUCAGUAUCACUCUACUCUAUCAAUUCUAUGUCUAUCACUAGAGUAGUCUAUAUUUGAAUAUUGACUCUAGAUUCUAGAUCUAUCUCAUAGUAUGAUAGUAUCUGAGGCGACUAUCUGUCUAUUCUAAUUCUGUCUAUCUGAAGUAUUCUAAAGAUCUACUCUAAAGUUAAAAGUCUAGAUUUAUAUAGAUCUAGAUCUAGAAACUAAAAAAUAAAAUGUUUUUGAAACUAGAGGGUAUAAAAGGUUUAGGCCUAGGUCUAGUUUUUAAAAGAAUAGAUCCGCAUCUACAUUAUUGUUCUAGAUCUAAUAGAAGGCCUAAUUUUAUCAAUUGUACAUCUAGAUUCAAUUUUGAGUUUUCUAGAAGUCUAACAUGCAGUUCAAAUUUGCUGAACAGUUCCAAUGAUCGUGAAUAUCUUCAUGUUAGCAAGAUCCCUACCUACCACUUUCAAAAAAGUUUGCCUAAACUCCCAAUACCUGAAUUAGAAAAAUCUUGUCAAAGGUAUUUCAAUGCUCAGUUACCUUUACUGUCAGAAACUGAACAUAAAGAAGUGCAAAGGAUUGUUAAAGAUUUUCAGAAUGGAGAAGGAAGAGAGUUACAAAAAGAACUUGUUGAGAGUGAUAGAAAAAACAAAGAUUCAAAUUAUGUUUCAGAUGUUUGGUUUGAUAUGUACCUGAAAGACAGACGCUCUGUAGUUCUUACUCACAGUCCAUUUUUAACAUUUUCUGAUGACCCUCGGCCUGAAUAUAAUACACAACUGAUAAAAGCAACUAACAUGCUAAUUUCCUCUGUACGUAUGAUGAAAACCAUUAGAGAUGAAAAACUAGAACCAGAAGUCUUUCAUUUGAAUGCCGCUAAAUCUAAUACUGAAACUUUCAGAACUGUGUGUAGGCUUAUCCCAAGAUCUUUUUCUUGCUAUGGUGCUUACUUGUUUAAGGCAUUUCCUCUUGACAUGAGUCAGUACAAAAAUUUAUUCAACUCAUGUCGCAUCCCAAGAUCAGAAAAGGAUGAGCUCUUUACUGAUACUAAUGCCAAACAUAUUUUAGUAAUGAGAAAUGGUCAUUUUUAUGUUUUUGAUAUGUUGGAUAAAGAAGGCAACAUAAUUCCAGAAAAUGAGGUUUUGUCUCAUCUAAAGUUUAUCUUAGAAAAUCAAAUAAGUCCACCAGAGUUUCCAGUGUCAGCUUUAACAACAGAAAAUAGAGAUAUUUGGACUAGAGCUAGAAUACAGCUUAUAAAUGCAGAUCCCAGAAAUGAAAACAAGUUAAGGAUUAUUGAAAGUGCAAUAUUUGUCUUGUGUCUGGAUGAUGACCAACCUAAAGAUCCUAAUGAUUUGUCAAGAAAGUUUCUUUAUGGGGAUGGUAUCAACAGGUGGUUUGAUAAAAGUUUUCAGUUGAUUUUAACCAAAGAAGGCACAGCUGGUGUUAAUCUUGAACAUUCUUGGGGAGAUGGUGUGGCACUGCUUCGUUAUAUUAAAGAAGUUUUUAAAGACAGCAUACAUAAUUCAUUAGUGAACCCCAACACUACAGCAUCAAGUACAGCUAAUUCUGAUCAAAAAGUCCAAAGGCUAGAGUUGCGACUAGAUCCUUACAUUAAAGAAACAAUAACCAAAGCAAUGCAACGCUUUAAAGAAGUAACAAGUACUUUAGAUGUCCAGCAUUUGCAGUAUCAAAAGCUCAAUAAAAAAGAUAUCAAGAAUGCCAAGCUCAGUCCUGAUUCUGUCAUGCAAUUAGUGAUACAGCUGGCACACUAUCGAAUGUUUGGGAAAAAUGUUGGAACUUAUGAAUCCUGCAGUACUUCGGCAUUUAAAAAAGGAAGAACUGAAACAGUCAGACCUUGUACAAUAGCUACUGAUGCUAUGUGUAAAAUUUUAUAUUGUGGAAAUAGGAAUGGGCAAAAUAAUUUGAUGGAAGGCCUUAGACAUUGCUCAACAAUACAUAAUCAACUUACAAAAGAAGCUGCCAUGGGUCAAGGAUUUGAUCGUCAUCUUUUUUGUCUAAAAAAACUCUCAGAGCAGAAAGGUUUAUCCUUGCCUAUAUUUAGCCACCAUUCCUACAGUAAUUUGAACCAUAUUAUUCUUAGCACUUCUACACUUACAGAUCCUUCAAUUCAAUUUGGUGGUUUUGCUGCAGUAACACCAAAUGGUUUUGGAAUAGGCUAUGGUGUUGAGGACACAUUUCUAGGAUUCAAUGUGACAACAUUUCCUGCUUGCAGUGCUCAAGAUUUCAUUGAGUGUUGUGAGAGAAGUUUAGAUCAGAUUUUAGAGAUUAUCAAAGGAUAAUUGUUAUACUUGUUUUAUACAUGAUGACAUAUUUUGUUGGCUAAUGCUUAUUUCUGUUGAAAAUUGUGUGAUUUUUUCUCCUCAAAAUUCAAUGUUUCUUUAUUCACCCAUUUUUUUUUAUUUUUUGGACAUAGCAAAAGAUCAUGUUUAUCAGUUAAUUUAUUGAGAAUUGAUGAAAAGUAUUUUUUAAAUUAUUUCUUUAAUGGUAAAUUAUGUUUGUAGUAUGAAUGAGUUAUUGUUAUGUAGUAUUUUUACAAGCAUUUUAAAGUUUAAGGUAAAUAAGACUUAAUUAAUCUAUUGGCAUUUGCUGAGUUGCAAAGGUAUAAUGCAAUGCCUGCAGUCCUAGUGCAGUUCUCAUAAUGAUCCUAACUCAAACUGUACAUCUGGUUUACCCAAUGACUUUGGAUAAGGUAAGAAAGAUUGCAAAUAUUCUUACCUGCACAAUAAAUUGGUGUUUUUUUUUUGUUAAACCACUUGAAAAAGUUUACAGUUAAAUUAUUUGAACUGAAGUUCUAAAAUGUAUUAUGUACAAAUUUGUACAAAUGAUCCUUCUUACCUAGUGCUAUUAGAGCAUGGAAUGGGUUGCCAGAGUCAGCCAGGAAAACCAGUGACUUGGCAGAAUUUAAGUCAUUGAUUAACAUGCAUGACUAAACGCCUAUGAUGUAAUCAUGUCCUUUUUUGAAGUAACGUCUGUAUUUUAUAAGAUAAGAUACUGCAAUGCUAUGUGUUGUAACAUGUUGUUUCCUUCUUGCUAUCUUUCAAUCUCAAUGUAAUUCUCACAUUACCAUGAUAAUAAUGCAUCAUUUAUUUUAAAAGAGUUCUUGUUAUACAGUCUGCCUUAGUGAUUUUGGCUAUAUCCUAAUUGUAUUAUUUUAUUGUAUGCCUUUACUUAUAUAAUUAAAAUUCAUUGGGAAAAUGUGA